UCAAUCUGACAUUUUCUCGUUGCCACCCAAAGUGUACAGUUUUUUAUACCUUUGGUUUUUAGUUAUUUUCGCAGAGUUAUUUGCGAUAAAUAAAAUAUUUCCUUUUUUGAAGGAAACAUCAAGGCGAAGCCUAAAAUAAAACAAAAGCGAAAUUCACAAGUUUACGAAAAAAUCAAAAUCAAGUGUAGUGUGAGUGCGUAUACGAAACAAAAAAUGUGUAUAUGAGAUCAAAAUUUUUUGCAAAUAUAGGAAUAAAUAAAUAAGCAAAAAUAUAGUCGUUGAUUUUGCAGUGAACAAAACGAAAUAAGGCACUUUCGAAAAAUUUUAAUGUAAUCCAGCAAAAUUUUAUUCACAUCUGUAAAGAAGAUCCUUUUGUGACAAUUAUUCAUCACCAUUUCUGAUUCACACCCUAAAGAGAUAGAAGAGAAGCGUGUAGUUUGCACCAAACCCAUACUUGGCAAUCAAUGAAUAUUGAAAAUAUAUAAUCAACUUCAAUAUUCCGGCUAUUAUACUUGUACAUGUCGUCAUAACUUUUAUGCCAAUAAUACACAUAAAAUUAUAACAAACGGAUCAUCGGUCUUAAUAUUUAUAUAUUAACUAAAUAUAUGUAUGUACAUAUGUUUUCGCGUUGUACUUUUAAAUAUACUGCAAUUGCUUAAUUCGAAGACGUCUUACUUAACCACUACUAUUACCAACUACUAUAACAUUUUGGAUAAAAUAAAUCUAUACAACUAUAAGUCGUAUUGUUACUAAAUACUUCCAAAAGUGAGACGGAUUCAAUUAUUCGAGUAUAUUAAAUUGAAAUGCGCCCAGCUAUACAGCCAGGUAUACGUGUAGUACGUGGACCAAAUUGGAUAUGGCAAAAUCAAGACAACGGAGAAGGUCACGUUGGCACCGUCUGUGAGAUUGGACGCUCGGGAUCGACACACUCACCGGAAAAUACAGUAGUAGUCAAUUGGGAUUCUGGACACCGAACAAAUUAUCGUGUUGGUUACCAAAAUCAAUACGAUUUGAUUAUCGUUGAUAACGCGCAAGUUGGCGUUCGUCAUUCGAAUGUGGUAUGUGAUGGCUGCUCCAAGCCCGGAAUAGCUGGUAUUGUUUUCAAAUGCGCUCAGUGCUCUAACUAUCAUCUCUGUGCUUAUUGUUACGGCGCUGAUCUGCACGAUACGGAUCAUACGUUUAUACGUUACACAUCGCCCACAUCACUUGGUGUGCGCUUGCCUCCAAGAAAGAACUCAAAACGAAUUCAACUAAAAGGUAUAUUCGUUGGAGCAAAAGUUGUACGUGGUCCCGAUUGGGAGUGGGGCCAACAGGACGGUGGAGAAGGCAAAACAGGGCGUGUUAUGGAAAUACGUGGUUGGGACAAUGAGUCUUGUAGAAGUGUAGCAAAUGUUUCUUGGGUCACUGGUUCAACGAAUGUCUAUCGUUUGGGUCACAAGGGUAACGUCGAUCUGAAGUGUACUUUUCCGUCAAUAGGAGGUUAUUAUUACAAAGACCACAUGCCUGUGUUGGGGCAACCAGAAGAGCAACAGCCUGUGGUGCCCACUGGGAAACCAACAUUCUCAGUCGGUGAUCGCGUAAAGGUGUGCCUUGAUGUCGAUGCGUUGAUGAAACUGCAACAAGGUCACGGUGGGUGGAAUCCACGAAUGGUAGAACAGUUGCCAAAGUUGGGCGCCGUCCAUCGUAUUACUGAAAAGGGUGACAUACGAGUACAAUAUGAUAAUUGUCCCAAUCGUUGGACUUUUCAUCCGGCGGCACUUGUUAAGGUUAUAUCGUUUCGCGUUGGCGAUCUAGUGACUAUUAUAAACGAUGCGAACAAAGUGCAGCAACUGCAAAAAGGACAUGGCGAAUGGAUUGACCUUAUGCGUUAUGCUUUGGGAAAACGUUGCAAAGUGAUAAAGGUGUAUUCCGACGGCGACUUACGCAUUCAACAACUGGAUGAUGGAUUUGAAUGGACAUUAAACCCAAAAUGCGUACAUUUGGAACGAUCACCGUUGGCUACGGCGGCAGAACGAUCAAAUAGUAUGAUGGACCUUAGUCAUAGGCGUAUAGAUCAUGUAAUGACACCGCUAUCAGGUCUGUCUGGCACUUCUGUUGCCGAUAAGUUGGUGCGUGAAGCGGCACAAGGUCAUUUGGAUUUUGUAAAACAAUACUUGGACGCCCAUCCGGAACAAGUGAAUGUGAUGAGCGGUGGGAAAGCCUGUAUACAAGUGGCUGCUCAUCAGGGAUACGUUGAUUUAGUGAAAUAUCUUAUAGCUAAAGGUGCGAAUGUGAAUGUUGUGGACAAGGAAGGCGACUCAGCACUUCACUAUGCUGCCUUCGGUAAUCAACCCGAAACCAUGCGAGUGCUACUACAAAAUGGAGCUGAUAUAAAUUUUCUCAAUUCGAGUCACUGUUCGGCGUUACAUAUAUGCGCACAUAAGAAGACGCCACAUUGUGUGCGUGAGUUGCUUCAGUUUGGAGCCGAUGUGAAUAUACAAGAUUCGUACGGCGAUACGGCUUUGCACGAUGCCAUCGGCAAGGAAAACUCCGAAGUUGUCGAACUACUAUGUAAUGCACCAAACUUAGAUUUUUUUAUAAAAAACAAUCGAGGAUUUAAUGUGCUGCAUCAUGCUUCGCUUAAGGGUAAUGUUGUGGCAGCUAAACGCAUACUACAGCUGGCACGACAACUAGUCAAUGUUAAAAAGGACGAUGGUUUUGCGGCCCUGCAUUUGGCCGCUCUAAAUGGUCAUGCACGCGUUGUAGAGACACUGAUAGUCGAGGGUCUAGCAGAGGUUGAUAUACGAAAUAAUCGACGACAAACACCAUUUCUACUGGCGGUAUCCCAAGGCCACGCGUCUGUGAUUGAACGUCUUGUUUCGCUCGGUUGCGAUAUUAUGGCUCGUGAUGAAGAUGGCGACAAUGCAAUGCAUUUGUGUGUUAUCAAGAAAACGAAUUUGCAACAGGCGGCCGAACCAUCCGGAGAAGACUCACCGAAAAUACGUUCAAUAUUCGAUAAUCUUUCACAUAUACUCGACGAUCGUCUCAUGUACACAAUUCUCUGUUACUUGUCAUCUUGUGGCUGUCGCGUGGAACAUAACAAUAAAGGUACCAACAUUUUCGACUGGAUCACAAAUAAAGAUAUGAAGCAGCUGAUCUUGAGAUAUCAAUGCCAGAUAGGCGCAACCGCGUCAUCAUCAACGACUAACGAAGCCGUCAACUCAAAUGCCGCUGGCGAGGUGGAAAAUAAUGUUCAGGCACUUAAUUUGAACACUGAUAAUGAUGGUGCAACAGCCGGCGCUGCUGCAGCAGUGCAUAGCAACAAUGCAGCGGACAUCAUCACAGAUGCAUUACAACCGAAUACUUUUACACAGAUGCCAUCGCCGCAUAGCAGCACUCCAACUCAUCAUGUGGACAAUCUAACUGAGGAACCCGCUGGCGUAAAGAAACUGAACUCUGACCGGCAAGCUCAAACUAAUACAGUUGUUGGUGGCGGUAAUGUGCUGGACACACCGUAUGUACAUAUGACACCGAUACCUUCCACUUCGAGUGCAAUUCAGUUAAGUGGAAAUCGCAAAAUAGCGCGUAACCGCACCGAAGGCGCUGUGGCGCCCAAGGCAAGUCCCAAAGCAACACCACCACCGCCACCACCCACUAAUACCUUCCACAUUGGUCCACAGGAGUGUAUAGUGUGCGAUGAAAAGUUACAGUUAAUUAAAUUCGAGCCGUGCCAACAUCAAAUUUCUUGCGAAGAAUGUGGCCUGCGUAUGAAGAAGUGCCUACGGUGCGGUGUGCAAAUCGAGCGACGCAUAGGUGCCGGUGGCCGUGUUAUAAUCAGUUCUGAUCAGACGCGUGUACCUUCGGCAGAUCGUUUGCGUUAUCUCGAAAAUAAGAUACAGGAAUAUGAGGAAACGCACUACUGUAGCAUUUGUAUGGAACGGACGCGUGAUGUCGCCUUUUUGUGUGGUCAUGGUGCGUGCUCACGCUGUGCGGAAACCUUGCGCACCUGUCAUAUGUGUCGCAAAACCAUUCUCAGAAAAAUCAACUUAUAUUAGAAAAGCUUCGGGCGAAUUGGCAACGCAUAUGUCAGUGCGAGCUGUGGAAGCUGGUAUUCUUUACAAGCUUGUAAAUUGUAAAUAACAAAAUUAAACGAAAAAAUAUCCAGUGUAGAUGUUAACGGAUCGAUUGAAAUGUUGCGAAUAUCGACGAAAACGAAUAUUAAGCUGUUAACGAUUAUGUUUAUGACAAUGAUGAAAACAAUGAUUAUGAUUAUUAUUUAUUUCGAAUAUACAUGCAAAUACGUAGUCAUAUGUACAAACAUGCAUACUUCUUAGAUAUGUGUUCUUAUUGUAAUUUGUUAACAUAUUUCAUUGUACUGCAAUUGUAGUGGUAUUCUUUAUUCUUUUGCGAAUUCAGCAUAAAAUAAAAUUUCCAUACCCUCACACACUCUACAUACAUAAAAAAAACGAACUAAAAUUUAAAAGUUUAGUGAUCGUUUGCAUGGUUCCAUAAGACCAAAUGUUUGUAAAUUAAAUUACUAAUUUAAAAAAUCGAAAAGUUAGUAAAGCUAUACUUCAGAUCAUACAUCAAUGUCCACAAAUACCAAAAUUAAAUGUAUUAUAAAUAAAAAAA
Zeugodacus cucurbitae (melon fly) is the source of this 4611-nucleotide messenger RNA. RefSeq names its product E3 ubiquitin-protein ligase MIB2 (gene mib2). Gene Ontology annotation, molecular function: ubiquitin-protein transferase activity; zinc ion binding; protein binding. Gene Ontology annotation, biological process: protein ubiquitination. The record is from RefSeq and is a predicted model, not a curated record. NCBI's taxonomy places the organism in Eukaryota, Metazoa, Arthropoda, Insecta, Diptera, Tephritidae. The transcript is spliced from 9 exons. Gene Ontology annotation, cellular component: cytoplasm. Bases 804 to 4034 code for a protein of 1076 amino acids.